GCGUUUGAGAUUAUUUCUCCGUUGCCACCAGCCUCGGGCUGCUCAAAGCAGUGAACGCAAACCUCGGAUCCUUCCCCGACUCUGUUCCCUCCGCAUCAGCCAGACCGUCAGGCACGUUGCCCAUGCGGUCAGAAGCUUCACCAUACACUGUGGGAGUUGACAUUGCCUGCGCCAUGACUGGCUGGAAGGAUGACGUUGCCGGCCGCAGAAUGCGGCAGUAUGUACACAUUGCUGAUAUUCGACGUCACGCUUGUUCCGGCCUUUUCAAUAUAAGAGCCUACAUCGAGUCCAACAUCAUAGACUCACUUACCCCGGGCAAUCAGUCUGAACCUCAACAAAAUGCAAGCCAGAACUCUUCAUUCGUUCCGGGCCCGGUGCCUACCACAUGAUACCAUUCGCCUUGUAGGCUGCUCGCGAGCUCAAGUGAUCGCGUCGUUCCGGCUGCAACAGCAACAGCACCAGCACCGCUUACCUUACUCAACUAGCCAUGAGCAAACUCCCAUCAGCAGCGACACAAUCAGCGGCAUCCAUGGAGGUGCAGUCAGUGGGGCCAUCAAGCAUGACCACGCUGAAUUGAAAGAGUACUACCACAAAAUUAUGCAGUCAGUCGACAAGGACACUCAGACCAGAUACCAGAACCAAUUCACCUGGGAACUCGCCCGUCAUUCGAUUGGGGAAGAACUUGUUGUCUACCCGGCACUCGAGCAGUAUGUCGAGGGUGGCAAAGAAAUGGCUGAGCACGACCGAGCGGAGCACAGAGAGGUGAAGGAGCUUCUCUACGAAUUUCAAAACAUGUCUGCAUCCGAUCCGGAAUUCAAACCCACCUUGCAAAGACUUUGGGCGACACUGGGCAAGCAUAUCGAGGAAGAAGAGAGCGACGAUCUCCCAAAAUUGGAGAAAGCAUUGCCGCCAGGAGAGAGCGAUUCAAUGGCGAGGAGUUUCGCCAGAACCAAGAUGUUUGUUCCCACGCGAAGCCAUCCGUCGGCACCGGACAGGCCGCCUUUCGAGACUGUUGCAGGGCUCAUGGCAGCACCGAUUGACAGGUUGGGCGAUUUGUUCAGGAAGUUUCCGAAAGAUAAAGAUUAGGUUCAGAGGUGUCCUCGUCCAGUAAUUCAUACUCUUGCCUCUACUCUGCUGCCUUGCCGUCAUCCGCGGCAUCUUCAUUGUCUUCCAACCCACUGCCGAACGUCUUUCUCUAGCCCAAGCUUGAUAUCUCCUGGCAAAGCAUCGCAACCUUUCCUGCUCCAUUGUCAACCCACAUCCCGAAAGUACCGUUCCCAGCGGGAACUUCUGGACGGUGCAAUGC
Molecule: messenger RNA, 1306 nt
Organism: Exophiala viscosa
Lineage: Eukaryota; Fungi; Ascomycota; Eurotiomycetes; Chaetothyriales; Herpotrichiellaceae
Product: hemerythrin HHE cation binding domain-containing protein
Exons: 2
Coding region: 340-1086 (248 amino acids)
Source: RefSeq, a predicted model, not a curated record